AUGAACCAUCGUGGCGGCGACAGUUGGGGGCGGUGGAGGAGGGGUGGCGGCGGCAGUUGGUGGUGGUUGAGGGCUGGCAGCGGCGGCGGUGGCGAUUUCAGCGUCGGCGGCGGUGGUGGCGCAGGGAACAGAGAGGACGGGAAUGAAGAUACAAAAGAAAGGGGAAAGAGAAAGAAAAACAACCCCACCCCGCACGACCCACUAACCUACGCCCCUCUCACUGUAACCGCCGCCGCCGCUUCCUUCCCCCACGCCGGCGGCCUCUCUCCACCGCGCGCCGCCCUCCUCCUUCCCCGACGCCGGCCGCCGCCCUCCACCACGCGCCGCCCUCCUUAUUCCCUGGCGCCGGACGCCUCCCUCCACCACGCGCCACCCUCCUCCUUCCCCAGCGCCGGCCGCCCGCCUCCACUACGCGCCGCCCUCCUCCUUCCCCGGCGCCGGACGCCUCCCUCCACCUCGCGCCGCCCUCCUCCUUCCCCGGCGCCGGCCGCCUGCCUCCACCACGCGCCGCCCUCCUCCUCGUCAUGUCGCCGCCGCCCGGCUCCCUCCCCGAGCGCGACGCCGCCGCCCUGCUCCCUCCACCACGCGCCGCCGCCGCCCGGCUCCCUUCCCGAGCGCGACGCCGCCGCCCUGCUCCCUCCCCCAGCGCGCCCCCGCCACAGUGGCCGCGCGGUCCACUGCCGCCACACUAGUCCGUUCGCCACUACCAACCAAGGCCGUUCGACGACGUUCAACAACGCAGAGGCCGUACAACGCCACCUCCGCAGGCGGUUCAUCGCAGCAGCGACCUGGAUCCUGCUAGUUCCCACCAGCGACGUCUAUUCAAGCAUGUCGUCACUCUCCUGCUGCAGUGUGGCUCAGCUACUGCACUUGGUGCAGAUGCGAGAUGGCGGCUGCUGACGUCGCUAAGUCCAUCUACAAACUAGUGGUUGGCUGCUCCCAGCGGUAAAUGUGGUCGGGUUCAGCAGCUAGCUCUUCCUCGAGCAACCAUUUGGAGAACUUUAUUGUGUUCUUGUGGUGGUGAUUGAUUUUAGCAUCAACAAAUUUGACGUUGGUAGCUAGCUUGCGUAUGGAACCCGCGAGUUCAAUAUUGGCUUUAGAUUCAGUUCUUGUUGUACAAAAUGUCCCAGUGUUGACAUUUAUUCGGGUAAAAUUUUUUAUUUCAGUUCAGCUACAGAAAA
Messenger RNA from Aegilops tauschii subsp. strangulata, 1181 nucleotides. RefSeq lists its product as uncharacterized. Lineage: Eukaryota; Viridiplantae; Streptophyta; Magnoliopsida; Poales; Poaceae. The record is from RefSeq and is a predicted model, not a curated record.